GAAGCCUGAACUCAAACACAACAGGACCAAAACAACAACUGAUCAAUUGUCAUACUGGAGUAACCUGCUUGAUCUUUCUAGGAUCUGUUCUGGGGUGAAAGCUGUCAUUUCACCCAACUGAAUCUGGUUUUCAGAAUACAAAGGUUACAUCACAUCCUUCCAGUUUAUGAACCAGGAGAUUGGUGAAUAUCUAGGACAAGAGCCUCUUACCUAAAGUCGGGCACAGUGAGCACGGUGUGUUCUACCCACUCACUAUACAUUUUCAACCUCACAGCUUCUGACCUAGUGGGGGAAUCCACAUCCCUAUAUGAAAAUGAAUAACAUGUGCUUGGACAUCAAUCCUCAACUGGAGAAGUAUUACCUUCCAACCAUGUAUGGAAUAGAGUUCAUCGUAGGACUCAUUGGCAACCUCUCCGUGAUAUGGGGCUAUAUAUUCUGUCUGAAGGAAUGGAAUUGCAGCAACAUCUACCUUUUCAAUCUUUCCAUCACAGACUUGAUUUUCAUUUUCACCCUUCCCGUGCUAGUGGCUAAUUAUGGCCAAGGCAACGAGUGGAAUUAUGGUCUUAUAACGUGUGUAUUAAAUAGAUUCAUCCUUCAUGCUAACAUGUACAUGAGCAUCCUGUCCCUCAGUUGCGUCAGUUUUGAUCGGUACCUGCUGGUGAUGAGGCCACUGAAGCCUCACUUUUUUCAGAAAAAGUGGAACGCCAUCAUCAUCUGCCUUGGUAUUUGGAUAUUUGUAGCAUUAGAGUUAGUGCCUAUAUUCAUUUUUAUCAGGGACGAUACUAUCAAUGGCACCAAAGAUGAUGAGUGUUUAGAUUAUGCCAGCUCAGGAGAUGCCUCCCGCAAUCUGAUUUACAGCCUGUACCUCACAGUUUUUGGUUUUCUCGCACCGCUCAGUGUCAUGCUUUUCUUUUACAUCCAAACUGCGCGCGGCCUUAAGAAAAUACAGCAACAACGCACCAAGAUUCAUGUGGAAAAGCCCCUUACAUUGGUCAUUUUGGCCAUUGUUAUUUUCUUGGUAUUCUUCACCCCUUAUCACAUAAUGCGCAAUGUUCGCAUUGCUUCCAGAAUAGAGAACAACGGCAUGUCGGAAUGUGGCAAAUUGGUUGUAAAGGCUGUUUACGCCAUCACUAGGCCCAUAGCUUUCCUCAACUCAAUCACAAACCCCAUUUUCUACUUCAUGUUGGGGGACAAGUUCAGGGAGCUAUUUUUCAACAAACUGAAAAGCAUCUUCUUCAGAAAGGAGACGGUGCAGGAGUGACAGGCAGAGAAAUGUUAAUAAAUGUAGUAUUAAAUUG
Messenger RNA from Carcharodon carcharias (great white shark), 1298 nucleotides. RefSeq names its product succinate receptor 1-like. Lineage: Eukaryota; Metazoa; Chordata; Chondrichthyes; Lamniformes; Lamnidae. The record is from RefSeq and is a predicted model, not a curated record. Gene Ontology annotation, biological process: G protein-coupled receptor signaling pathway. The transcript has 3 exons. Gene Ontology annotation, cellular component: plasma membrane. Bases 308 to 1261 code for a protein of 317 amino acids. Gene Ontology annotation, molecular function: G protein-coupled receptor activity.